This is a messenger RNA of Osmerus eperlanus (European smelt), 1308 nucleotides long. Its product is annotated as meprin A subunit beta-like. Gene Ontology annotation, cellular component: membrane. The transcript has 5 exons. Gene Ontology annotation, biological process: proteolysis. Bases 1 to 1308 code for a protein of 435 amino acids. Gene Ontology annotation, molecular function: zinc ion binding; metalloendopeptidase activity; protein binding. Lineage: Eukaryota; Metazoa; Chordata; Actinopteri; Osmeriformes; Osmeridae. The record is from RefSeq and is a predicted model, not a curated record.
AUGUGUUAUUGUGUUAUUGUAUGGAUAGAUGUCAAUGCAAAAGGAGUGAUCCUACGAGCCAUGGAGCAGAUUCGCCUGAGAACAUGCGUGGACUUCAAGCCUCGCGACACUGAGCCCAACUACAUCUCCAUGGUCAAGAACGAGGGAUGUUAUUCCUACGUUGGUAAUCAACGAUGCGGCAGCCAAACCCUGUCGAUUGGUCAGUGGUGCGACCAGCAUGCCACUGUGGAGCAUGAGUUCCUCCAUGCUCUGGGAUUAUGGCACGAGCAGUCCAGAUACGACAGAGAUGACUAUGUGUCUAUCAUCUGGGACCACAUUGAAAAAGAAAGGCAGCACAAUUUUGACAAACAAAGUGCAAGUCAAACCACCACCCUGGGAACUCUAUAUGACUACAACUCAGUGAUGCACUACGGCAAAGAUGCCUUUAACAACGGCAACGGAUCCACCAUCAUCACUCUUCAGUCCGAGUUCCAGGAUGUGAUUGGCCAACGCCUGGAAAUGAGCCCCAACGACGUCCUGAAGAUAAACCUGCUUUAUAAUUGCAAUAGCGUCGGCUUUUUCAUGCACUACAGCACGGCUUUGGUCAGAGAGGGAGAGGGAGCCAAGAUGCAGAGCAGGACUAUGAUGCCUGUCAGGUCAUUCCAGUGUCUACAGUUCUACUACUUUCACAGCGGGGGCACCCAAGACCUGCUCAACAUCUGGAUUAGGGAAUACAGAGAUGGUCCAAAUGAAACCAUCCACCUCAUGGGCCAGAUCACAGGUCCACCAUCGAACCGCUGGCAGCUGCACCACGUGCCUCUGAACGCCCACGGAACCUUCCAGGUGGAGUUUGAGGUGCGCAAAGGAGCCGGAAUCUCUACUGGAGGUUUCUCCAUCGACGACAUCAACCUGUCAGAGACCGAGUGUCCCCAUCACCUGUGGCAAAUACCAAACUUCGAUCACGUCCUGACAACCAGUGAGGUGGGCACGAUUCUGAAGAGUCCCAGGUUCUACUCUGCGGAGGGCUACGGGAUCCAGUUGUUCGUACAACUCAACUCCGAAUACUUUGGGCUCUUCUUCCACCUGGUGUCCGGUCCCUAUGACGACCAGCUCCAGUGGCCUUGUCCUUGGAGGCAGAUGACUGUCCAGGUCCUGGACCAGAACCCUCAGAUCCAACAGCGCAUGUCCAAGCAGAUUAGCAUCACCACUGACCCCGAACGCACUUUUACUACCAGUAUGUACAAAAGAUGUGUCCGGCUUCACAGUUGGUUGAACACACACAAGACACUGGAAAAUCAAUCAAGUAUUAAUGUUGUUCUGAGUGCUUGA